Molecule: messenger RNA, 886 nt
Organism: Schistosoma rodhaini
Lineage: Eukaryota; Metazoa; Platyhelminthes; Trematoda; Strigeidida; Schistosomatidae
Source: the annotation of a GenBank genome assembly
GCUGAUUGGUGCAUGUUCACUGAAGAUAGUAGUUGAUCGCUUUCAUUGUUAUAAGCAAUAGUGUUUGGUUACACUACUGAAUCAUGUCACCUUUGAGCGCGUCUUGAUGUCCUUGAGACCACGAUAAUUACUGUCGUUGAAUCAAACACCAGCAAUUUCGUUAAGUGGGUUAUCAUCACUUAACUAGCUAUUAAGCAAAAGAAAUGUUUGUUAAUUUGACAGCUGGAGCAUUGUUUUAUGCAUCUGGUAAAGUCGUGCAUGGUUUUGGGAGAGGAUCAAAACAGCUUGGAAUUCCAACUGCGAAUCUUGAAGAAUCUAUUGUUAGUAAAAUUCCGGACUCAACUAAAAAUGGUAUUUACUUUGGGUGGGCUAAGUUGAGCAACACUCCAGUGUAUAAAAUGGUGAUGAGUAUUGGAUGGAAUCCUUAUUUUAAAAAUAUCAAGCGUUCUGUGGAAGUCCAUAUACUCCAUAGAUUCGAGGAGAAUUUCUAUGGUGAUACAAUUAAAGUAAUUGCUGUUAAGUAUUUCAGACCUGAAUAUGACUUUCCAAGCAUUGGGGAUUUAAUUAAACAAAUACAUACAGAUAUUUCUGAGGCUAAUUUAUUCCUUAAUAAAUCAGAAGCUUUACUUUGGAGUAAACAUGACUUAUUCAAUGAAAAAGAUCGAUGAUCAAUCAUAAAUUUACUUAUCGAAAACACUUCCAUAAUACCUUUCUAUAGAAACUAAUCCAAUGUAUAUAUAUAGAAUAGAUUUAUGCGCGUAUAUGUAAAUGAUAAGUGAUGGAGUGUAAUUAAAUCAUCGAUUUUGACUAACUUGAUUUUUAUAAUUUUUUGAUCAUCAUUGUUGUUUUGACAUGUUAUGACUCUAAUAAAAUUGUAUUAUUGUUU